CCCACCCUGAUCGUUUCUCCGUUAAGCAAUAAACUAGCAACUCCUCAUGUACUCAUUUCUUUCCAACGAAGGAAUAACAACAAAACCCAAAACAAAGAAAACGCGAAAACAACAUUAAUAAAAGAAAAUUUUAGAAGAAGAGAGAAAUUGAUCAAAAAAAAACUCUCUUCAUUCAUCUCAAAUUCGCCGACAAUGAUCGAAGCUGAAUUACAUGAUUUAUCUGAUGAUGCUGAUUACGCCGCUUCUCAGCAACAAGGUUCGCAAAGUAUAUUGAGGAGUGAUAGUGGAAGAAGAAGCGAACCAGAAAGUGCAGAACUUGUUUAUUUGAGGGAUAAUGUGUCUAUUCAUCCUACCCAGUAUUCGUCUGAGAGCAUUAGUGGCAGAUUGAGGUUGAUCAAACAAGGAGAUUCUUUAUUUUUUGCUUGGAUUCCGUAUAAAGGGCAAAACACAAACGCACGGCUUUCUGAGAGAGAUAGGGAGCUUUAUACAAUAAGACCACUUCCAUUUACUGAUGUGAGGUCCAUUAAAAGACAUGCUCCGGCACUUGGAUGGCAAUAUAUUAUCAUUGUGCUAUCUUCAGGACUUGCAUUCCCUUCUCUUUAUUUCUACAAUGGAGGAGUUAGAGAGUUUUUGACCACCAUCAAACAAUAUGUGUCUCUUGUGAGAUCUGCAGAUGAUGCGAAUGUGUUCAUUGUGAAUGAUUUUCAAGAUCCUCUCCAGAAAACUCUCUCUUCAUUGGAGCUUCCUGGGGUUGUUUCUAUUGCCGCGUCUACAAGUGCUUCUGUUGCUGUAUCUCCAACUCAGGGAAACCAAGUAAGGGCUGAUGAUAGCAAUACUACUUUGCAAUCUCGUGGUCGGCAAAGAAAUAAAGCCAAUGAUCCAGCUAGAGAUCUCUCAAUUCAGGUCUUGGAAAAAUUUUCGCUGGUAACUAAAUUUGCUCGGGAAACAACCUCCCAGCUGUUUCGUGAAAAUAGUGGUGAACAGACUUAUACUAAUGAUUUAAAGAAGCCUAGCCAUAGCCAGUCCCUUCCUGAUCUACAUUCCCAGUCAUCAUCAGAUGAUCUGGAAGAAGUUCCCAACCUAGUACCUGUACCAGCAGACCCCAUGGAGUUUGAUAAAUUGGCACUUGUUUGGGGAAAACCACGGCAGUCUCCCUUGACCAAGGAAGAGUGGAUAGCUUUUUUAGAUUCUGAGGGGAGAGUUAAUGAUCCAAAAGCUUUAACGAAGAGAAUUUUUUAUGGUGGUGUUGUCCAUGAACUGCGAAAAGAGGUGUGGCCUUUCUUGUUGGGAUGCUAUGAUUACAGUUCAACAUAUGCUGAACGUGAAUAUCUACGAUCAGUGAGAAAACAAGAUUAUGAAAUAAUAAAGCUUCAGUGGCAGAGCAUAUCUCCAGAACAGGCGAAAAGAUUUACCAAAUUUAGAGAGAGGAAAGGUCUAAUUGAGAAGGAUGUGGUACGGACAGACAGAUCAUUUUCUUUCUAUGACGGAGAUGAUAAUCCAAAUGUUGAUCUUCUACACGAUAUACUGCUAACAUAUUCAUUCUACAAUUUUGACCUUGGUUAUUGUCAGGGUAUGAGUGAUUAUCUAUCACCAUUAUUGUUUGUCAUGGAGGAUGAGUUUGAAGCAUUUUGGUGUUUUGCUGCACUAAUGGAACGUGUGGGACCAAAUUUCAAUCGUGAUCAAAGUGGCAUGCAUGCUCAACUUUUUGCAUUAUCAAAGUUGGUGGAACUAUCUGACAGUCCAUUGCACAAGUAUUUUGAGAAGAACGACUGCUUAAACUACUUCUUUUGUUUCCGCUGGAUUCUGAUACAAUUCAAAAGGGAGCUCCGCUACGAAGAAACAAUGCGAAUGUGGGAAGUCUUGUGGACACAUUACCUAUCCGAACACCUGCAUCUGUAUGUUUGUGUUGCAAUUCUCAAGCGAUAUAGGAACAAGAUAAUUGGGGAGCAAAUGGAUUUUGACACACUUUUGAAGUUCAUAAAUGGGUUAAGUGGCCAUAUUGACCUUGAUGCAAUUCUAAGAGAUGCCGAGGCACUCUGUAUCUGUGCAGGAGAAAAUGGUGCUGCUUGUAUUCCUCCGGGAACUCCACCUUCACUGGCCAUGGAAAAUAGUCUUGUGUCUUCUCAGCUAGAAGAUGAGGUUUUGUAGAUCUAUCUCCGACAUCAUACAUAGCAACGUGCUAUACAAAAAAAAAAAUUUACACUUCCGAAUCUUUUAGUGUGAUUCUUCUUACAUUUAUGACAAAACCCUGCUUGUUUAAAAGUACUCUAUUCCGAUGUCUUUCAUAAUUGGCGUGUACAAUUUCAAGAUGUUUCAAGGCAGAAUAUUGCAAUUGUAUGUAACUUUUACGUGUCAA
Messenger RNA from Amaranthus tricolor (Joseph's coat), 2356 nucleotides. RefSeq lists its product as uncharacterized. Gene Ontology annotation, molecular function: GTPase activator activity. The coding region runs from base 193 to 2148 and encodes 651 amino acids. The transcript has 15 exons. Gene Ontology annotation, biological process: activation of GTPase activity. The record is from RefSeq and is a predicted model, not a curated record. NCBI's taxonomy places the organism in Eukaryota, Viridiplantae, Streptophyta, Magnoliopsida, Caryophyllales, Amaranthaceae.